Sporisorium graminicola is the source of this 924-nucleotide messenger RNA. RefSeq lists its product as uncharacterized. Bases 1 to 924 code for a protein of 307 amino acids. The transcript has a single exon. Gene Ontology annotation, cellular component: membrane. The record is from RefSeq and is a predicted model, not a curated record. NCBI's taxonomy places the organism in Eukaryota, Fungi, Basidiomycota, Ustilaginomycetes, Ustilaginales, Ustilaginaceae.
AUGGCGCCUCCCAGAAGCAAAGGCCCCAUCAAACGGCACCAUGCCUUCCACGGCAUCGUCAUGGUCUGCGGUUGGCUGCUGCCUCCUCUCGCUGUGCUCAUCCGCUUCGGAGUGGGCUUGGACUUCUUCAUCAACAUCAUCUGCACCAUCUGUGGUUACAUCCCUGGCCAUUUCCACAACUUUUGGAUCCAAAACGUGCGAAACAACAAGAACUCGCGCCACUCGCCCUCGUGGGCUAUCCGAUACGGUCUCGUUAAAGACUAUCGCGUCAAGCGCACCGCCAAUGGCUGGUCUGAUCGAUACGGAGACUCGGCCACCGACUGGCAGAACCAGGAAGUCAUCGUCGACCCUUUGACGGGCGAGACGCGCCGCGAUCCCGAAUCGGCGCGCAAGACCGGCAACGUUCGUUCCGGCAGCCACUUCCUCGCACCUUGGGCCGACAACGUCGAAGACAGCCCGCGUGCCGAGCGCGAGGAUCCUUAUGCGGAUGAGAGGAGGCAGAAUGCUGGACGUGCUGGUAACGUGGUGCGCGACCCCAUCACUGGCGCAGUGAUUGAUGACGGAGGACACGGUGGAGCUGGCUCGCUCUCUCGCACCAGCUCAAGGAGGAGUCUCGGCAGCCGCUAUGCCGAACGCUACGGCAUCGGCGGUGCUGGCACCGAAGCUUCGUCCAGAAGUUCGCUUAGUUAUGCUAACGACUCGCGCGACAACAAUAGCAACGGCGGCAGCAAGUGGGGUCGAUCCAACUCGUCCAAGUCCAAGAAGAAGGACCGAUGGGCCAGGGAAGCAGAAGCGCUCGGCACGCCUCCGCAGCAAUCGUACGGCUCGGACGGCUACAGCUUCGAGGACAAUAACAACAACGCAGGCAGCGGCAACCGUAACAGUCGUAUCCGUGAUCCGCUUGCUGAUCGCCACGAUUUCUGA